Messenger RNA from Ornithorhynchus anatinus (platypus), 2912 nucleotides. It is a transcript of the gene DENND1C, whose product is annotated as DENN domain containing 1C. The transcript has 22 exons. Lineage: Eukaryota; Metazoa; Chordata; Mammalia; Monotremata; Ornithorhynchidae. The record is from RefSeq and is a predicted model, not a curated record. Gene Ontology annotation, molecular function: phosphatidylinositol phosphate binding; guanyl-nucleotide exchange factor activity. Gene Ontology annotation, cellular component: cytosol; intracellular membrane-bounded organelle. Gene Ontology annotation, biological process: endocytosis; endocytic recycling. Bases 146 to 2761 code for a protein of 871 amino acids.
UGAGCUGAGCUGGGCCCGCGCCGCCACCCCCCCACCCAGAGAACUAGACGCAGAUGGCAGAUUUGUGACCCUUGGUGGGGGGGGGCGGUGCGGGGGACGGCAAAGCAGGGGCGAAGGGGCGAGGAGCUGGUCUGCACCAGACGCCAUGGGCUCCAGGAUCAAGGAAACGCCCCCCAGUACAUUCGAUUGGUUCUUUGAGGCUGCCUGUCCUGCCUCCUUGCAGCAGGACCCUCCUAUCCUGAGGCAGUUCCCCAAGGACUUCAGUGACCAGGACUCAAUUCAGAUGUUGCCUAAAUUCUGCUUCCCAUAUGAUGUGGAGAGAGUGACCCCCAAUCCCAUGGUACAACAUUUCACCUUCGUCCUCACCGACCUGGAGGGGAACCGGCGCUUCGGCUUCUGUCGUCUGGCUGGGGGCGCACUGAGUUGUCUCUGCAUCCUCAGCUACCUGCCAUGGUUCGAGGUUUUCUACAAACUGCUCAACAAUGUGGGGGACCUUUUAGCCAAGGGGCAGGUCAGCGAGGCAGAGGAGUUGCUCUCUGCCCUCUAUCUACACCCUGUUCCUGGGCCCCACUCACCCAUGGGGCUGGAGCUGGACCAACAGCACAGCAAACUGAAAAUCACCAGCCGCAGCUGCCCCCUGCCACAGGGCCCUGGGGAGAGCCAGACAGUGAGAGGGUCUCAGGGUGGAGCCAACCAGUGGGACGAAGGAGGGAGGGAAAAAGGGAGGAGGGAAGGAAGAAGGGAAGGAGGAAGGAGGGAAGAAGGAAGAGGAGAAGCUGUCUGCGCUGUGGUCUCAUGUCUCCUCUCCCCCGCACCCCACCAGCUCUCCUACUUCAUUGCCCCUGAUGCCAACAGCCUGCCUUCCAUCCCUGAGAGCAGGAACCUGACAGAACUGGUGGUGGCCAUGACUCCGGAGAACAUUCUGCACCUGUACAGUUCCCUGCUCUGUGAGCGCCGCAUCCUACUCACAGCCAGCAAGCUCAGCACGCUGACCGCCUGCAUCCACGCCUCCGCCUCCUUGCUCUAUCCCAUGCAGUGGCAGCAUGUGUACAUCCCCACCCUGCCCCCGCACCUGCUGGACUACUGCUGCUGGGCAGGAAGCAGAGGGCUGAAUGAGUUCACCUCUCCGGCUCUGGGCGACACCCACCCGCCACAUCCCUCUGCCCACAGCGCCCCCAUGCCUUAUCUCAUUGGUGUGCACUCCAGCCUGAUGGAGAGAGUGCGGGACAAGGCCUUGGAGGACGUAGUCUUCCUCAACGUGGACACCAAUACCUUGGAGUCACCCUUCCAGGACCUGCAGACCCUGCCCACAGAAGUGGUGUCGCUGUUGCGGCUGCGCCUGCGGAAAAUGACUCUGGCAGCGGGAGAUGGGCUGGCCCGGGUGUUCCUGAGGGCCCAGGCCCUGCUCUUUGGGGACUACAGGGACGCCCUCCUCUACACCCCGGGGCAGCCUGUGACUUUCUGUGAGGAGAAGUUCCUGGACCUGAAGCCAGGGCCCCUACACACCUUCCGUCAGGCUGCUGUGCACCUGCAGCUCUUCAAACAGUUCAUUGACGGGCGGCUGGAGAGGCUCAAUGCUGGGGAUGGCUUCUCCGACCUGUUUGAGCAGGAAAUCACCGGGAGUGGGCUGGCCUCAGGCAGCCUGCGCUCCUAUCAACUCUGGGCUGAGAAUCUGAAGAAAGGCGGUGGGGCCCUCCUUCACAGCGUGAAGACCCGGACCCAGCCAGCUGUCAAGAACAUGUACCGCUCUGCCAAGAGCGGGCUGAAGGGCAUGCAGAGCCGGUUGCUUUACAAGGAUGGUGACCCCCGCUUGCAGAGGGGUGGCUCCCUGAGGGGCCCACCCCCUGGCCUCAUGCCCAGCAACCGCUCUGAAUGCUUGCAGAGUCGCCUGCCCAUCACACAGCACUUCGGUCAGUCGCGGCCCCGGAGGCCAGCCCGGCGUUCUCAGCUCUGCAGUGAGCAGGGGCUGGUAGAGCAGGGGCUGAGCUCUGCUGCCCUGCCCCUGGAGGAGACAGGAGGGCUCCUGGGAGAGGAGCCCCUAGAUAGCAGCUUCCUCGGUUCAGGGGAGCUGGACCUACUGGGAGAGAUUCUGGACAGCCUGAACCUGGGAACCCCAGAACCCAGGGAGGCCCGAGGGCUGCACAGCAGCCGCAGUCUCGACUGCUGCAACCUGGAGACCGGCAGCUAUUUCACUCCGACCCAGAGACUGGGGGCCAUGGGCUGGCCCCGCUGGCUCCUGGAGGAAGAGGAAGAGGAGGCACCAGAAUCCCAACUGCUUCCUCACACAGUCCUACUGGCCGAGAGCCCCAGGCCCCUCCAGCCCCUUGAGAACCCUUUAAAGCCCGGACUAGAGCCAGACUCAAAGCCGGAACCACAGCCAGAACCGGAACCACAACCCGAGCCUGAGCCCGUGCCCCAACUCAAGCCCAUCCCCGCGCCCCAACCCGCGCCUCUACCUGAGUCCAUGCCCCAACCCGAGCCUGUGCCUGAGCCCAUGUCCCAACCCGAGCCCAUGUCUGAGCCCAUGCUCGAACCCAAAAUCGAGCCCCCUGGUUUCCUAAACACCCCCCAGCCCUCAGAGAUCUCAGCUUUCUCCCAGCACCCAGCCUCCACCCUGCUUGGACCCCCAAGCCAGAGCCCUCAAAACAGUGGGAUGUGGAAUCAGGGAGUGGAGGACAGCCACUCUGCCCCUGGUGACAGAGAUCCCGAAAUCCUGGCCCUGCCCAGGGUGUCUGAGCUCAAGAAACGGUUUGAGAGUUAGGGGACACAGCCCGGCUGCCUUACCUCCUGCACCCCACUUGGUUUACAUCGCCCUUUGCUGCUGAGGCUGCUCCCCCAUGUGGCAGGAGUGGGUGGGGGUGGUGGAAAGGGCAAGAGCAGGCAGGGGAGAUAAUAAAGCUGCACCAUCCUAA